Molecule: messenger RNA, 1062 nt
Organism: Encephalitozoon cuniculi GB-M1
Lineage: Eukaryota; Fungi; Microsporidia; Unikaryonidae
Exons: 1
Coding region: 1-1062 (353 amino acids)
Source: RefSeq, marked provisional
AUGGCAGAGGAGACACCGGAUCUAUAUGAAAAAUCCAAGGGAAUGCCAUCAAAGAUCAGGAUAGUUGGAGGCCCGAACAACCUGGCAUAUGGAGAAGGCGACGAGCUGGAUGUGUUGGACGCAAAUACCAUCGAGACAUUUACUCUUGAGGAGUUCAAGACGAUAGUGCUGGACUGUAGGUCAAAGAACAAGGACUUCAUCAUCGCAAGAGUCACAACACCGGAUCCCGAGGACCAGAGCAUCAUCUACAACUUUUACUAUGCCGCAUCCGAAUUGAACAGGAUAUUGUUCAGAUUCGAGUCCGACAGAAGGCUGCUGCACAGGAUGAAGGUCCGGAACCCCCUCAACAACAUGUACAUACUGGGCCAGGUUUACUACUACAAGGUGCCGCCGCAGGAGGUCGACAGGGCACUGGUCGAGUACUUCUUCGUCGAGGCCAAGCCUGGAAACAGGGCUGCAAAAAAGGCGUUUUCGCAGGUGUUCAGACACAACCUCGAGGAGGCAUCCGAGGACGGCAAGAGAUGCUACAAGUCAAGAGACUACCUCAAUGGCAACGGCAGAACCCUGAAGAUAAGCAGCGUCGGCGAAAAUCCAAGAGAGGUGAUAGAAAAGAUCCAGAAGGGCACGAUAGCCAUACCCAAAGCAAUUCCUCCCGAAAGAAGCGUGGUGUACAUCGCCAACUACUUUGCUUCCGACGACGACUUCCUGAUGCAGCCGGAGGUCAGAGAAUACUUCAGGAGAAACACAUUAGAUGCUGACGACGACUUCCUGUUUGAGAUAGAUAGAACACAGAACGACUUCUUUGCGCUACUUGAGACGGCAUCGGAGGACGAGAACGAAGAGGUUCUUGGGUGGAAAAGAGUUCUUACCGCGCAUGUCAGCAUGCUGGUGACCCUCUUGACUGUGUGCCUCGUCCUUGGCGUUGGGCCCCAGAUGGUUCUCGUUGCCCUCCCACUGGCGGUUGUCCUUAUCUUCUCGUUCAUUGGCUCGAUUUUUUAUAUUCUAUUCUGCAGAAGAAACACGUUCGACACUCUAGCUGUCAAUAGUGUUGAAGAGGUGUAA